Laccaria bicolor S238N-H82 is the source of this 921-nucleotide messenger RNA. RefSeq lists its product as uncharacterized. The coding region runs from base 1 to 921 and encodes 306 amino acids. The transcript is spliced from 7 exons. The record is from RefSeq and is a predicted model, not a curated record. NCBI's taxonomy places the organism in Eukaryota, Fungi, Basidiomycota, Agaricomycetes, Agaricales, Hydnangiaceae.
AUGCGUUCCUUACUCGCCUUUUUCGCCUUAGCUGUCUCGGCCGGUGUUUCUGCUCUUGUUUCUCCAGCGGGUGAACCUGCGUGCAUAGCAGAGUACUGUGCUGGGAACUUCCCCAAUGCCGUUCAGCCCCCUGCUCCCACCCCAUCUGUUCCCUCCCCCCUAGAUGCCUUGACGAACGCUGAAAGGCUAGUUCGUGGUAUGCCCUUGAAGGCUCCGGUACGCAGGAGGAGUGAUUUCGUCCGCCGCUCGACGCCUUCCUCUGUCCCCGUCAUUCAAGUCGUAAAGACCGUAACCAAACGCGGAGUUAUCGAGGUCAAAAACAGCACGGGAGACUGUCUUGGUUAUAUUUCCAAGAAUUCUCUCAGCAAAGCCCAGCUCCAAUAUGAGUCGGCCAUCGAGAACGCCACCACCGUUACUUUCCCCAUCCAAGAAUCCUCGAUCUCAGCUUCACAAGUCCGGAUCACCAUGGAGGACUCGGAUGAGAUCGGUUUUCCUCUCCUUGGAUUGGUGCAGGGUGCUAACGACACAAGCGUUGAUAUUGGUUCGGAAUCUUACAACCAGGAUCUUGCACGUGGUAUCUCAUCUCGAUUCGUCACAGCGGUCGCUGGCGCUGUCCCGGCUAACAUCUCCAAUGCCUACACUAACGUGACGACUUUGGUUAGAGCAGCAGAGUCCGAUGUUUGGACCAUCGACCUCACUACAGGAAACCUCUCCCCUCAAUGGAUCAACUCCAAUGGCUGUAAGCUCGGUGCUCACCCUCACAUCUUCCAAGCACUCAAUGUUUCCCUCUUAGCCGCCCCGACCACUGUGCUUUUUGCACAAUCCAGCGCGCUCUAUGCUGGCGGUAACUCGUCCACCUUUUCAGCGCAGUUUCCUUCACCGAUCACGGAAUACACCCUCCAGUUCGUCGAGACGAAGUAG